This is a messenger RNA of Ustilago hordei, 1233 nucleotides long. RefSeq lists its product as uncharacterized. NCBI's taxonomy places the organism in Eukaryota, Fungi, Basidiomycota, Ustilaginomycetes, Ustilaginales, Ustilaginaceae. The coding region runs from base 1 to 1233 and encodes 410 amino acids. The transcript is spliced from 2 exons. The record is from RefSeq and is a predicted model, not a curated record.
AUGCGUUCCUCAUUCCUCUCCAACCCGAAACAACUUCUCACUGAGGUAGAGACAGUGGAAGUCCUUCUUGCUCCAACUCCACCCUCUCAACCCUCUUUCACCUCACAGCCACCUCCAUCACACCAUCGCCACAACCAGCAGCGUCGAGAACGAGACAUGACCUCCUCCCUCCACCUUUCCACCUCGGCCAACUUUAGAGGAUGGGACAGCCUCAGUUCCACCACCUCCCCUUGCUCUCGAAGCAACUCCGAAACCAGUCUAGCUUCAUUACUAUUGUUGCAGCAGCAGAUUCAACAGCGGAAUCAUAUUCGUCAGUUUGCUCCGCCCAUUUCUGAUCCGCAUCUUCCGCUUGACUUUUCGACGAAACGAAUGUCCAGAGAUAGGGUGAGGGUGAGGGAGCCUUCGGAACAAGAAAAGCGAGCUGUGGAGGAAAAGGAUGGGAGAAGGAAAGAAGCGAGGGUGAAGGCAGAAGCGCUGGAUGAAGGGUUCGUUCAGAGGUAUGGUGCGAUGCGAAUUAAAGGUCAACUUUUCUCCAACUUUAACGUUAAGGCUGCAGAAGAAGAAGGAGGGGAAGGGGGGAGUAGGAGAGGGUUAAGGCAUAUGUUUUCGAAUCCAAUACUAGGCGGGGAGGAGGGAGUGGUGGUGAAUGGUGGAAGAUUAAGAGAACGUCGUGCUAAACCACCUAUUCGUAUUGCUCUUUCAACCUCAACCUCUGGAGGGGUAAAGAAGAAGCCCAGCAGUAGAAAUUUCCUCUCUCCAACAACAAUACAUUCUCCUCCUCCGUGUCCUCCUCCAGCAACUCCGUUACCUGAUCUUCCGGCUCCAUCGAAAUCUGCUUCCCUGGCAAGCGCCCAUGCUGUGGCGAAGAGAGGUUUGGUUUCAAAACGAAGCUUCAUCCGAUCGAGUUCUACGCCUGUUUCUCCUCUCGCUCCCCCUUCUAGCCAGAAACAUGUUCAAGGGCAUGGUUUGAGCCAGAGUCGAGGUCAGAAUCCACUUUCUCCUCAACGAGCAAGAGAAAGUGUAUUCGACAGACAGCCGAACACACCUCAGUCAGCUGCGGUUGUUACGCCGGUCAAGCCAAGUGUUGCGGGACCGGCGGAAAAGUUCGAGAUUCUGUUCGCUUUUUUGUCGUCUAAAUCUCACAGCGGUAAUGACAGAGGGGACAAGGGAAAUGGAGGCAGUCCGGUGUCGGCGAAGACGGCGCGGGGGAUGAAAAAGGGGAGACAGUGGUGA